UUCCUUCACACGGUCGUCCGAGGAAAAUGCCUUCCAUCAAGGCUGCGUUCCUGGCCGCUGCCACUUCUGUAGCAGCUUACGACUACUCACAGCUAGCUGCUAGCAAAGACAACUAUGGAGCACCGUACCCAGAUACCACCUAUCCGGGAUACGAAAGCCAGUCUCCCGCUGUGCUGAGCGGCAGUUCGAGCUUCCAAGCUUCUCCUCCAAAGUAUCCUUCACCAUGGAUGGAUGCCAGCUACGGCGACUGGGCUGGAGCAUACAAGAGGGCACACGAUUUCGUAAGCCAGCUUGCACUGGCUGAGAAAGUCAACUUGACCACUGGUACAGGUUGGCAGCUCGAGGCAUGUGUUGGCAACACGGGUGGCAUUCCACGACUGGGCUUCCGCGGCCUCUGUCUCCAGGAUUCCCCAACCGGUAUCCGCAUGACAGACUUCAACUCUGUUUUCCCGGCAGGUGUCAACGUUGGUGCUACCUGGGAUCGCAAACUUGCCUACGCUCGAGGCAAAGCAAUGGGCGACGAGCAUCAUGGAAAGGGCAUUGAUGUUCAGCUUGGUCCCGUUGCGGGACCCCUGGGUCGUACGCCAGAGGGUGGCAGAAACUGGGAAGGCUUCAGUCCUGACCCUGUUCUCACUGGCCAACUGUUCGCCGAGUCCAUCAAGGGUAUCCAGAGUGCCGGUGUCAUCGCGACGGCCAAGCACUACAUCAUGAACGAGCAAGAUCACUUUCGCUUGGUCCAAGACUCUGAGAAGUUCGGCUACAACAUCUCUGAGCCUUACUCUGCCAACUUGGAUGACGAGACCCUGCACGAGCUCUACCUCUGGCCUUUCGCAGAUGGUGUCAAGGCUGGUGUUGGAUCCGUCAUGUGCUCGUAUAACCAAGUGAAUGACUCCAACGCCUGCCAAAACAGCUAUAUUCUCAACUAUGUGUUAAAAUCGGAGCUCGGAUUCCAAGGUUUUGUGAUGAGCGACUGGCUGGGAACCCAUUCUGGUGUCUCCAGUGCACUGGCAGGUCUCGACAUGACUAUGCCGGGCGAAGCAACAAAUUACAACCAGCUCGACUCUUUCUACGGCACUAACCUCACAGUGGCUGUCCUCAAUGGCACCGUCCCAGCAUGGAGAAUCGACGAUAUGGCCAUGCGUAUCAUGGCAGCUUUCUUCUACGUGGACGGCCAAGUAGAGCGUGAACCUGAGAACUUCCAGUCCUGGACGACAGAUACAUAUGGCCCACUUCACUUCUACACAGGCGAAGGUGGCAUCCAGCAGAUCAACCAGCAUGUCAAUGUCCAAGGCGAUCACGGCAAAUUGAUCCGCCAGUGGGGCGCUGAGAGCACUGUACUCCUCAAGAACGUCAACAAUGCACUUCCACUGUCCGGCAAGGAGCCACUCACUGCUGUAUUCGGUGAAGAUGCUGGUCCAAACCCAUCUGGUCCAAACUCAUGCUCCGACCGCGGUUGUAACAAUGGUACCCUCGGAAUGGCUUGGGGCUCUGGAACCGCGGAGUUCCCAUACCUCGUCACUCCAGACACAGCAAUCCAGAACGAAGUAUUGGCCAAUGGCGGUGCAUAUGAAUCCAACCUGGACAACUGGAACCUUGAGCCCAUCGGCAAGCUCGCGCGCCGUGCCAACGUCUCCAUCGUCUUCGCGAACUCAAACAGUGGCGAGUGGUAUCUCGAAGUUGAUGGCAACCUCGGUGACCGCAAUAACCUGACAUUCUGGCAAGGCGCGGACGAGGCUAUCGAGCGUGUCGCAGGCAACUGCAGCAACACUAUUCUUGUUGUUCACUCCGUCGGCCCGGUCUUGCUCGAGAAGUACAAAAACCACGAGAACAUCACAGCUAUCCUUUGGGCUGGUGUGCCGGGCCAAGAGAGCGGCAAUGCCAUCGCUGACGUGCUUUAUGGACGUGUCAAUCCAGGCGCGAAGCUGCCUUUCACUAUUGGCAAGGACCGCAAAGAUUAUGGCGCGGAUAUUUUGUACUCCGAAACAAACGAUUCGGUUCCGCAGAUCAAUUUUCAAGAGGGACAGUUCAUCGAUUACAGGGCUUUCGACAAGCACAACUCGACUCCUUCGUACGAGUUUGGGUUCGGCCUGUCAUUCACGACUUUCAACUACAGCAACCUCGAAAUUUCGAAGCUGGAAGCCCCAGCUUACACGGCCCCCUCCGGCAAAACGAAGCCCGCUCCAACGAUUGGCAACUUCUCCACAAAGGCCGAAGACUACGUAUUCCCAGCCAACUUCAGCCGUGUCCGCGGAUUCCACUACCCAUGGUUGAACUCGACCAACUUCACCCUCGCAACUGAUGAUCCACACUACGGCCUCAACAUCUCCCUUCCUGCGCAUUCACAAGACGGCUCUGCUCAGGUGAUCCCCAAGGCUGGAGGUGCCCCAGGUGGUAACCCUCGUCUCUACGAUGUUCUCUACAACAUUACAGCCACCAUCACGAACACUGGCAAGGUUGCUGGUUACGAGGUUCCACAGCUGUAUGUCAGUCGAGGAGGACCUUACGACCCAGUGCGUGAGCUCAGAGGUUUCGAAAAACUCUGGAUCGAGCCUGGUCAGAGCAAGACGUUUGCUGUUGGCCUCACGAGAAGGGAUAUCAGCAGCUGGAGCACCGUGGAGCAGGAUUGGUUUGUGAGAAACAGCACCAAGAAGGUCUGGGUUGGCAGCUCUAGCAGACAGUUGCCAUUGACUGCUACACUGCCUCAGUAAGUGUCAAGCGGGAAAACAGAAACAGGGUGGACAACGCCAGCGACCUUUCGUCAUGAAUCGUUAUGUGAGAUUUGAGAAAUUAUCAUGAAACUUAUGUACAGCUAGAUGGUAAAAGUAAAAUCAUCAUGAACUACGCAUUCACGCCAGUCGCCUGCGACCCAGCGGCCU
Molecule: messenger RNA, 2876 nt
Organism: Cercospora beticola
Lineage: Eukaryota; Fungi; Ascomycota; Dothideomycetes; Mycosphaerellales; Mycosphaerellaceae
Product: beta-glucosidase
Biological process (GO): glucan catabolic process
Molecular function (GO): beta-glucosidase activity
Source: RefSeq, a predicted model, not a curated record